This is a messenger RNA of Uncinocarpus reesii 1704, 2637 nucleotides long. RefSeq lists its product as uncharacterized. The coding region runs from base 1 to 2637 and encodes 878 amino acids. Lineage: Eukaryota; Fungi; Ascomycota; Eurotiomycetes; Onygenales; Onygenaceae. The record is from RefSeq and is a predicted model, not a curated record. The transcript has 6 exons.
AUGUCGUCGAAAGAUCAGGGGACUCCGAAAAUAAAGAACCAAGGCAAUCCGCCAUUGAAGAAGGAAAACCAACCUUCUACAUCUAAUAAAGCCACCAGUAUUUCUAACGCUAACUCCCAACCGAAAGAAAAUGGAUCACCAGUCCAAUCCCUUGAUUUGAAAAAGAUGGUUCGAACUAAUUUGUCAAGACAAACGGUGAAAGGGCAGAGAUAUGACAUCCCAACCCUUCUUCAUAUCGGGCGUCAACUAGAAUCAACAACUCUCCAAGCGUCAAACUUGGACGGCGCCGGAUUUUAUGAACCUUCAGCAUCAAGACGCAAUACUAGUAUAGGAAGUCGUGUUCUUAAAGAAAAGUCGAUGAACCAUCAACGAAACUCUUCCACCAUGUCUGCCACGACCGAUGAUGGUCGUGAGGUUGUUCGGUACCCUCGGCGACAGCCAGUGAAUGCUCCUCAAGGGACACUGGCGCAAAGUCACGCAGGUUUUGCAAGAUUUCUAAAGGAACAUUCGUCGCCUAAGCAUCAUAGAGUUACCGCUGGUGGGCGGAUUGUCCCCAUGAAUUUCCAAUUUCCGGCACCAGAGUUCAGGCUUCCAAUGGCUACAACCGAUCCAGCAAGCUGUACCAAGAAUGAGGCGUCUCCAAAAGGAUUACAAGCACCAAACCAUACUACAACCCCAGAAGUAAAACCUCCUGAACCAACUGUGAACCCCAAAACACUCCCUGUAAGUGGCACUAAGACCGGAAAUCAGCAGAUGAGGGCUCCAUCUACUUUUAGCGCAGGCCAACCACUAAAGCUGGGCCCCAUGUCAUUUGACGGGAUCUCCAUUCCCCAAGUUGGAGAUCACGAGCAAUUUGAAUUAUUCUCAUCAAAUCCCCAGCUAUAUGCCUCACAGGUCUUCGGGUCCCAGUUAUUCCCUGAGGGUAUGCAGCAACCGGUUCAGAUACCUUACGUUCCUCAGAUUGGCAAUAUGCUUGGGGCAUACCAAUUGGGAUCCUCCUUUCCUCUCGGGGCACAAUCACAGUUCAUCCCUGCAAAUAAUAAUAUUGGGAUCAAUCCGUAUAUUACCUACCCGGCGGCUUCGAUCGGAAUUGGAAAUGGACACGACUCAGGGGCGCGAAGUUUGCUUGAAUCGGCAAUCCAGGAAUUCGAUAACAUUUCCAACCAACUUUCAAAUUUAGACAGAUAUCUCGCAUUGCAUACCUGGGAUAUUGAUCCCGCAACUAAGAAACUUCUUGUGGAGCAGCGUAUUGAGCUGGUCCGCAAGUUGGAUUCAACCAGAGUCUAUAAAGAGCACUUGGAAACUCUUUUGCAGUCUUCGAAGUUCGAAGGGGUGGGACUCGGCCAAUUUUCUGACCAGGCUUUCAUGGGAAAUUCAAGCCAAAUUGCCCAACUUUCCCUUCCAAAUGCGUACGGCGCUUUUCAAUCAGCAAACAAUAAUUCCGCAUUCCUCCAAGCUGGUGGCUUUCUGCAGUCGACACUAAAUCCCGCAACAGGAAUUGUAGCGGGAACGGGCUUCGUAUCCGCCGAAUCUCUUGGUCCGGUGCUUGCUGGACGGCAAAUGAGUGGGACUCAAUACGGGCAACUAGAUGCCUUCAACUCCUCCUAUGAUAAUCUUCAGAUUCCAGCAGAUCUAAAUCAAGCUAUUACUGCGGCUCAAAAUUGGGGGACGAAUGCAGAUUUUGCGAUGAGCAAUUAUUUGAACUCUCAAAAUGCUUCUUCCAAACCCGUUCCAUCAGCUACUGGCAAAUCUAGGGCUGAAAUGAAACGUGCUGAUAGAACUUCACCUGUGCCCUCCUUCGACAUUGACGCAGUUUAUCUUAGGAUUGAAGAAGCUGCAAAACGCAAGGAACCACUCGAACCUUACUUUAAGGAACUCGCAAGGUGUACUGCAAUGAUUAAUGCAACCAACCUCAACGGAGGCUCUUCGCAGUCAACCGAUAAUCCUUGGAAUUCAAACUGUCUGAGCAAGGGCAGAGCACCAAACUCCUGUGCUAUGACAGGAGCUAGAUUAGGGACGGCGAUACUAAAGGAAAAUUCACAGCAAAUUCCGGGAGUGCUAGGCAAUUCUAGUUGCAAUGGGAAAAGUGCUGUUAAGUCGAGUAGUCCUCAAAAGAAACCAAGUAAUGAAGGACAGGUCCCAAAUUUGCGUUCCAGUCCGUUAUCAGGCCGUCAAACAAGGGGCUGCACCUGUACGAAGAAACGAGAACAGUCGAGCAACAGCAGUGGAGCAGGACACAUUGACGCUCAGCCCUCCACGUUAGUUGGGCCUUCCCUAAACAGCUCGAUUGCUAUAGCUUCAAAAGUUCCACAAAGUAGCUCAAACCCUCGGAGGGUCGGAUCGGCGACCUCGGUGCAAAUUAAUUCUAUGGGGAUUCUUCCCCCUUUUGAUGGCACUGGUGAUUCAGCUGGUCCAAGUUCGAAACCCACGACGGCGACUACAAAUGUCACUUCAGAUGGCACACUGGUCAAGGCAAAUGGCCAGAAAGAUACAGCCAGUGGCAGAAAAACCUCAUGGUUUCGACGGCAGACCCGCAGAGAUCCUAAUCCGAUGGACGUUCGCACAUUCUUCCAACUGCUUCGCGACGAAGAUAGGGAAGCAAUCCGGAAGCAGGACAUUGACCACCCGCCAUUCUGA